UCUCUCUCUCUUUACGACCGAAGGCGGCAAAGUUCAGAAAUGGACGCCAUCGCCACCGUUGCUCUCUUCGUCAAUUCACUUCUCCUCAUUCACCUCGCCAGCAGCACCACCGCAGCGGCACCACCACUGCUUCCACCGACUAGCUGUUCGACCGCGAUCAUCCUGUUCUCGCCAUGCCUCCCUUACAUCUCGUCGCCGCCGAACGACCUGGACUCGAGGGUGACUCCGUAUUGCUGCAGGGCCUACUCCUUGGUGCUCGUCUCCGGCUCCGGCAUCUGCCUCUGUUACCUCCUACGGGAGCCUGAUAUGCUCGGAUUCCCUCUCAACAACACCAGGCUCAUCUCUCUGUCAUCUGAUUGCUCUCUCCUGAAUGUGAGCUUCGUGAACAGAGGAUCGUUGGAGUCUCUCUGUUCAGCUUCACCACCGCUGCCUCCGCUCAGCAGCAGCAAUGGAGGCUCGGAUGUUCAAGCUGCACCUGAUACCAUCAAGCUCUCUGUUGCUGCAAUUUUAGGUCCAGCCAGCACUCCAUCCCUAGAUACAAGCCCGCCACCCGACUACGCUACCAGUUCAGGAGAAGCACCAAGCUUUGCUCCAGAAGCAGCGGAUAUCUCACCAGACUCAUUAUCAGGAGAAGAAGCGGUGGACUCGUCUGCAACACAGCAUAUCAAUACCAGAAAGAGGAGCCGACUUCUAGCAAGUACAGUAAAUAUGCUACUUGCCAUAAUUGUUGGUCAUUUAUAA
Messenger RNA from Punica granatum (pomegranate), 741 nucleotides. NCBI's taxonomy places the organism in Eukaryota, Viridiplantae, Streptophyta, Magnoliopsida, Myrtales, Lythraceae. The record is from RefSeq and is a predicted model, not a curated record.